AUGGAUUCGGAGCUGUUGAAAACCGAAAUUAUUGAAAAAAUUAAAAAUUUAAUGAAAAAUGAACGUAUUCAACCAGAACCUGAAUUUGAAUGUUUUUUUAAAUAUUUGGCAAUUGCACAAUCAGAUACAGAAUUUAUAAAUAAUGAAAAAAUUUUCGAAUUGGUUAAAUCUCAUGGAAUUCAUUUAUUAAACGAUGUUAAAUAUUGGUUGGAUAUUAGUCUAGAGGAAAAUUUUAAUAAAGACUGCUUACAAUCAGUUCCAGUUUUAGAUCCAAAACAUUUCAUUAUUAAUGAUUACAAUGAUUUUAUUGAAAAAUUAAAAGAAUUGCCUUCUGAGUGGACUGUUAUACAAAUAACGAAAAAGUUUACAAAAUUUGACAUUGCUUCGAAAAAUAACAGUAAAAUAGUUCCAGGAAUGCAUAUAACUAAGUUUUAUUGUGGAAAAAAUGCUGAAAGAAGAGAAUAUUUUUCAAUGGGUAGAACUUCUAGAAAGUUGUAUGAUGCUUAUAAUAAUACUAAUUCAGAAUUAUCAAGUCAUUACAUGGAUUUAAUAUUUCAAGUUGUUUUAUCGGCUAGUUUUUUAAAAUGUAAAGAUAUAUAUGCAAUUUUACGUUUGGCUUUAUAUCCAAAUGAAAAUGAAUCAGUUAAUACUUCUCAAUUGAUGUUACUAGUCGAAAACAUAAAAGUUUUGAAUUUGAGAAAAGAGAAUGCAAUAAAAAAAGCUUUAUAUAAACCGGUCAUAUUAAUUUUAGACAACGAAUUUGAAAACAUACCGUGGGAAAUGUUAACGCCUCUUGUUUUUCAACCGGUUUGUAGAAUUUCAUCGUUUCACUUACUCUAUGCCUUAUACAAAUACCAUCAACCCCACAUAAAAAACGGUUACAGGUUGGCAGAAAUGGAUAGCGUGUACAGUUUGAUAAAUCCCGGAAAAGAUUUGGAGUCAUGCGAAAAGCAAAUGAAAGAAUUUUUAAAAAAAAGAUUACCUUGGGCGGAUAAGGAAAUAGGAAUCGUACCCGAUCCAAAAGAACUCGUGACAAAAAUUAAAAAUUAUUCUUUGUACCUGUAUUGCGGUCACGGUUCGGGAACACAAUAUUUAAAAACGAAAGAUUUGAAAAAAACCUACGUCAAAGGUUUGGUUCUUCUCUUCGGGUGUUCGUCGAACAUGCCUAGAAACGGGGGUGGGAAAACUCCGCAUCAGAACAGCACGUACACGUACCUAACAAACGGUUGUCCUCUCACAAUAGGAUGCAUACAAGACGUGGGUUCGACGGAUGCGGAUGCCGCUUGCGAAUACAUGCUAUCGGAAUUUAUGCCAUCGGUCACGAUAACCGAAAGUUCACAGGCAGUAGUGACGGAUCCGAAAGAGCCAAACGUUUUAUUAGCAUUGUCUAAAGCUAAAAGCAAAUGUACGAAAUAUUGGUCGAAAAGUUCAUUCGUAGCUCGAGGGAUUCCAUGUAAAACAAUUAUUGGAAACAAAAGUAAAAUAUUUUCCGAAACCGAAUUAUUUACAAAUUGA
Pediculus humanus corporis (human body louse) is the source of this 1515-nucleotide messenger RNA. RefSeq lists its product as uncharacterized. The coding region runs from base 1 to 1515 and encodes 504 amino acids. Gene Ontology annotation, molecular function: cysteine-type endopeptidase activity. The record is from RefSeq and is a predicted model, not a curated record. Gene Ontology annotation, cellular component: cytoplasm; nucleus; centrosome. The transcript has 10 exons. Lineage: Eukaryota; Metazoa; Arthropoda; Insecta; Psocodea; Pediculidae. Gene Ontology annotation, biological process: proteolysis; meiotic chromosome separation.